AUGUUUGAAAGUAAUGAAGCACCAUGGGGACCAAGUAUUACAAAACGCAUACCAAAGAAGCCGAGAUAUUCCGGGAAAAUAGUGCAUGACCAUGUGAUUGUUGACAAGAAAAACCCGGAUUCCGAAAACGAAUUCGCUAAUGCAUCUAAACUGGGGCUUGAAUCUGGAUUAAAAAGAGAAGAAUCAUUUGUCCUUGAAGACAAAGUAAAAAAUCCUUUCGGAAAGAAAGUUUCGUAUGAUGGUGUUGAAGGUCGCGUGUGGUUCAGUGACGAUUACUACGACGAUGAUCGAAUUGUGGCUCAAAUGCGUUUUAAACCUACGUACAUUAUCGAAGCAGAGAAAAAAAAAGUACAAGUGCCGUUAAAGACUAUAUUAUUAUAUAAUGGUUUUGGUAGUUGGGCUUUGAAAAAAGGUCAGAAAACAUUUGAAGACCAACAGUGUCCCGUCCAACAAUGUACAGUGACGGAUGACCGUCGUUCUGCAGAAACUGCAGAUGCUGUCAUGUUUCAUCAUUCUCCAAGCAAACCAUGGACUAAACGACCAAUUGAUCAGAUAUGGAUAUUAUUUUUGUUAGAAUCACCUUAUCAUACCCCUGGUCUUUCAGACUUUAAUAACGUAUAUAACUGGACAGCAAGUUAUAGACAUGAUUCUAUAAUAGUUGCACCUUAUGAAAAAAUGGUUCCACACGAUCCGGAUGUGAUAACGAAAAAGCAAGAUAAAAACUAUGCAGUUGGAAAAACAAAAAAAGUGGCUUGGUUUGUUUCAAACUGCGGGGCUCGUAAUGGACGCAGACAGUAUGCAGACGAGCUAGGGAAAUAUAUACAAGUCGAUAUUUAUGGAGCAUGUGGUCCUAAUAAAUGUCCUCGUCAUAAUACUGAACAUUGUUUUAAUAUGUUAGACAAAGAUUAUAAGUUUUAUUUAUCAUUUGAAAACUCUAACUGUCGUGAUUACAUCACUGAAAAGUUUUUUGUCAACGGUUUAUCACAUGACGUUGUUCCAAUAGUAAUGGGCGCACAUCCCAAUGAUUACAAGCGAGCAGCACCACCACAUUCUUUCAUUCACAUUGAAGAUUUCGAUUCACCUAAAGAUCUCGCUGAAUACCUUCAUAAAUUGGACAAAAAUGACGAUUUAUAUAACGAAUAUUUUCAAUGGAAAGGUACAGCUGGCACAGUAAACACUUUCUAUUGGUGUAGGAUAUGUUCUAUGUUGCAUGCAGUUCCAGAUCAUAAACCUAUUUCGUACAGAGAUAUAAACCGUUGGUGGCGAGGCGAAGGCGUGUGUAUAGGACAGAGCAAAUGGAAAGAUCAACCAGAAAGAAAACAAAUAACAGAUAAUUAUUUUGGAGAUGUUUAAAUUAUCUUUGUCUUUCCUAUACAUAGGAUACUCUGAAAAAAUACAUUUCUGUAGGGUUACAUCAGAGAUAUAGUUCCCUAUGUUUGUUUCUGGUUACAUUCAUUCAAAAUUAAGUGUGUAGUUAUGUUAAAUUAUUUUAAUGAAAACAAAAUGUGUAGAUUUAGGUGAAAAGGUCUGAAAAUCCAAGUUAGUGACACUUAACC
Molecule: messenger RNA, 1556 nt
Organism: Mytilus californianus (California mussel)
Lineage: Eukaryota; Metazoa; Mollusca; Bivalvia; Mytilida; Mytilidae
Product: glycoprotein 3-alpha-L-fucosyltransferase A-like
Exons: 2
Coding region: 1-1353 (450 amino acids)
Cellular component (GO): membrane
Molecular function (GO): alpha-(1->3)-fucosyltransferase activity
Source: RefSeq, a predicted model, not a curated record